This is a messenger RNA of Closterium sp. Naga37s-1, 1323 nucleotides long. The record is from the annotation of a GenBank genome assembly. Lineage: Eukaryota; Viridiplantae; Streptophyta; Zygnematophyceae; Desmidiales; Closteriaceae.
AUGGCCCAGGACCCCAGCACGUCUCUCAGCCCGCCCCCAUCCCCCUGCACCGUGCUCCACCGGUUCUCCAGCGUGGCGCAGUGCAUGCGCUCGCGGUACAGAAACGGCUUCACCACGGGGUUCUGCUGCGCCACUUGCCUUGCCAGCCCCGCCACCCGGAUGGCAUACGCCAGCGCCAUGCCCACGUCCUCCUUGGCGCACCGCCCUCUGCCGCCGCCCGCCAGGCUGGCGAGGCAGCGGCGGAGGCGGCGGCGCGUGGGGGAGUGGAGCCCGUGCUCCGGGAAGAAGCACCGCCACCGCGCCUCAGGGCCCUCCCCUGGACACGGGCAGGUGGAGAGUGGGAGGGGCAGGCAGGCGGGCUUGAGGGAGAGGUUGGGGGGCAGCAGGGCGUGCAAGGGGCAGCAGGGCGUGCAAGGGGCAGCAGGGCGUGCAAGGGGCAGCAGGGCGUGCAAGGGGCAGCAGGGCGUGCAAGGGGCAGCAGGGCGUGCAAGGGGCGGCAGGGCGUGCAAGGGGCAGCAGGGCGUGCAAGGGGCAGCAGGGCGUGCAAGGGGCAGCAGGGCGUGCAAGGGGCGGCAGGGCGUGCAAGGGGCGGCAGGGCGUGCAAGGGGCGGCAGGGCGUGCAAGGGGCAGCAGGGCGUGCAAGGGGCAGCAGGGCGUGCAAGGGGCAGCAGGGCGUGCAAGGGGCAGCAGGGCGUGCAAGGGGCAGCAGGGCGUGCAAGGGGCGGCAGGGCGUGCAAGGGGCGGCAGGGCGUGCAAGGGGCGGCAGGGCGUGCAAGGGGCGGCAGGGCGUGCAAGGGGCGGCAGGGCGUGCAAGGGGCGGCAGGGGCGACCUUUAAGGCAGUCGGGGUCGGCGGAGAUGUUGUGGAUGGCCACGAGGCGCUGCGCCACCUUGCGCAUGAAGAACGUGCCGCUCACAUCCCGCAUGUCUGGGGGGAGGGAGGGGGGGAGGAGUGUUGCCUGCCAGCCAGCCCGUGGGGGGAAAUGUGUGGUGGUCUGGACGCACAACCCCCUACCACUUCCUGCAACCCCUCCCACUUCUCCCCCUCUUUCCAUCCCCUUAAACCCUGCAUGCACGGCGAGCAGGGCGAGCAGGUUGGCGCACCGGGGAGGAAGCCGCCGUCCAUGAUGCAGCGCUUGGCGGCGGCCGUGGGCAGCAGGCGGGCGAGCGCGUCGCACUGCAUGGCCACCGCCUGUGCGCCCGCUGAGCACCCCGCCACCACCACCCGCUGCGCGCCCUGCAUCCCCCUCGCCACCCGCAUGUCUGCUCCCAGGGAAGGGGGGAGAUGGGAAGGAGGAGGAAGUAAGGGUGUUGGAGAGGAGUGA